Molecule: messenger RNA, 888 nt
Organism: Rosa chinensis
Lineage: Eukaryota; Viridiplantae; Streptophyta; Magnoliopsida; Rosales; Rosaceae
Exons: 3
Coding region: 1-888 (295 amino acids)
Source: RefSeq, a predicted model, not a curated record
AUGAGGAUGUUGGCGUAUGGCAAUGCUGCUGACGUGCUUGAUGAAUACCUUCAAAUGGGAGAGAGCACUGCAAGGGAGUGUUUGAAGAAAUUCUGUGACACUGUUGUGCGCAUCUACGAAGCAGAAUUUCUUAGAAAACCAAAACAAGAGGACAUUGACAAGCUCCUUCGAAAAGUGGUUGGCAAGGACAAUUUGUUGGCCAUUACCGGCCACCGUCCAACUAUUGUCCUCGAGGCAGUAGCCUCGUAUGGCACUUGGAUUUGGCAUGCAUUAUUCGGAAUGCCUGGUUCCCAUAAUGACAUAUCUGUCAUGGAUUGCUCUCAUUUGUUUGAUGAACUUGUUAAAGGUCGUGGUCCUACUGUUAACUAUUUUCUUAAUCAAAAUCCACAUACAAUCGGAUAUUAUCUUAUAGAUGGUAUAUAUCCUGCAUGGGGUAUGAUUGUGAAAUCAAUACCUCAGCCUCAAACUAGAAAGCUCAAGUACUUUGCUACUAAACAAGAAAAAUAUUGCAAGGACGUGGAAAGAGCUUUUGGGGUUCUCCAAGCUCGAUUUGCUAUUAUAAAGGGGCUUGCUCGAGCUUGGCAGUUAGAUUUUCUGGGCAAGAUAAUGAAGACGUGCAUAAUUUUGCACAACAUGAUUGUUGAAGAUGAACGUCCAUCAAAGGAAGUAUCAUUACGUGAUGUGCCUGAAAAUAGUACGAGAAGGAAUGAAGAAGAUGAGUACGAAUCUUUACCCAAUGCUGAAGAUAUACAUCGACUUCCAGCAAACUUAGAUGUUUUCUUGGCUCAUUACACUCAGAUUAGGAGUAGCCGACACCAUGACAAACUCAAACAAGAUCUUAUUGAUCAUUUAUGGGGAAUCUUAGAGGUGGACGGCCUCCUAGCUUGA